AUGGACUCGCUAAGCCUGCCACAGCCAAUGGCUGCCCAGAACAAAUGCAAAGACGACCCCAAUGAGACACAUGGAAAUAAAAGCAAAGACGUCAAAGCGAGCCCUGCUCACUCCACUCUGGCGUUGAUUGAGGCGGAGCCGGAGGACGCAGACCCGUGGGACCUGCCGGAGCUGAAGGACACAGGGGUCCCAUGGUCAGCUCUGGACACCAGAGGGAAGGUGUUGCGAGUGCUGCUGUCGGCGGGGAAGCUAAUCCUGCUGCUGGGUUUACUCUACAUGUUCAUCUGCUCUCUUGACAUCCUCAGCUCAGCUUUCCAGCUCGUGGGAGGUAAAGCAGCAGGUGACAUAUUUCAGGAUAACUCAGUUUUGUCCAACCCUCUGGCUGGUCUGGUCAUUGGCGUCCUGGUCACCCUGCUGGUCCAGAGCUCGUCCACUUCCUCCUCCAUAGUUGUCAGCAUGGUAUCCUCCGGACUGCUAACGGUCCAGCUGGCUGUUCCCAUCAUCAUGGGCACCAACAUCGGCACCUCGGUCACCAACACACUAGUCGCCAUGACGCAGGCGGGGGAUCGCAGCACCUUCCGCAGGGCUUUUGCAGGAGCCACAGUACAUGACUUCUUCAACUGGCUCUCUGUACUGGUGCUGCUGCCUCUGGAGGUUGCCAGUGGUUAUUUGUACGAGGUCACCAAGCUCAUCACCGACUCCUUCAACAUUCAGAGUGGAGAGGCCCCGGACCUCUUAAAUGUGAUCACUGAUGUCCUCACAGAGUCAAUUAUACAGUUGGAUCAGUCUGUCAUUAGUGGGAUUGCCACCGCAGACCCAGAAGCCAGGAAUAAGAGUCUCAUCAAGAAAUGGUGCCAAACCUUCACCAACACAACCUUAAUGAACGUUACAGUUCCCGGUCCAGAGAACUGCACGUCUCCAUCUCUCUGCUGGGUCGAUGGCGACUCCACCAUCACGCUGAAGAACAUUUCAAAUACAUACAACGAAGAGAAAUGUAAGCAUCUCUUUGUGGAUGUGGAUCUGCCUGACCUGUCAGUAGGUCUGAUCCUGCUGGCUCUCUCUCUGCUGGUGCUCUGCUCCUGCCUGGUCCUCAUCGUCAAGCUGCUGAACUCCAUGCUGAAGGGACAGGUGGCCACAGUCAUCAAGAGGAUCCUGAACACCGAUUUCCCGUUUCCAUUUGGCUGGGUCACAGGUUACAUUGCCAUUUUAGUCGGAGCUGGAAUGACUUUCGUUGUGCAGAGCAGUUCGGUUUUCACUUCUGCUAUAACUCCACUUGUUGGUAUUGGUGUCAUCAGCAUAGAAAGAGCAUACCCUUUGUCUCUGGGUUCAAAUAUUGGUACAACCACCACAGCCAUCCUGGCGGCUAUGGCUAGUCCUGGAGACACACUGGCUGAUGCUCUACAGAUUGCCCUUGUGCACUUCCUGUUCAACAUCUCUGGCAUCAUUCUGUGGUAUCCGAUCCCCUUCACCCGCCUCCCUAUCCGGCUGGCUAAAGGUCUGGGCAACAUCACCGCCUCCUACCGCUGGUUUGCUGCUGUCUACAUCAUUUGCUGCUUCUUUGUUCUACCGCUCUUCGUCUUCAGCCUGUCGCUGGCUGGCUGGCAGGUACUGGUAGGUGUGGGCGUACCGCUGGUCGUCAUGUUGAUCGUCGUCAUAGUGAUCAACGUACUGCAAAAAAGGAAACCCGAGUGUCUGCCGGCAGCGCUGCGAUCCUGGGACUUCCUGCCUCUCUGGGCCCACUCCCUGGCUCCCUGGGACAAAGUGGUCGGUCUCUGUACGGCCAAAUGCUGUUGCUGCUGCAAAUGCUGCCAGGUUGCUGCUGAUGACCUGGAACACAAUGAGACAGAAUCUGUGGAAGAGAACAAGAGCCCUCACGCAGAGGUGUACGAUAACCCUGCGAUGAGUGCGGAGACAGAGGUGGAAAAUGAGAUAAAGAUAGAGCUCAAUAUUCUGAAAAUGACCCGCCUUUGA
Molecule: messenger RNA, 1971 nt
Organism: Chelmon rostratus (copperband butterflyfish)
Lineage: Eukaryota; Metazoa; Chordata; Actinopteri; Chaetodontiformes; Chaetodontidae
Product: sodium-dependent phosphate transport protein 2B-like
Exons: 13
Coding region: 1-1971 (656 amino acids)
Biological process (GO): intracellular phosphate ion homeostasis; sodium-dependent phosphate transport
Cellular component (GO): brush border; apical plasma membrane; vesicle
Molecular function (GO): sodium:phosphate symporter activity
Source: RefSeq, a predicted model, not a curated record